Molecule: messenger RNA, 396 nt
Organism: Zymoseptoria tritici IPO323
Lineage: Eukaryota; Fungi; Ascomycota; Dothideomycetes; Mycosphaerellales; Mycosphaerellaceae
Exons: 2
Source: RefSeq, a predicted model, not a curated record
CCAUGCAUGUUCAAAGAUUGCUGUUGCUCUCUCAGCAGACCAUUGAUCGGAGCGCUGGCCGACACUUUGCCCAGAAGCCCAGCGCUGGUCCUCUCUAUCGGAUCUGGAACCGGACUUCUCGAGAAUCUCAUCCGCCAAGCUGCAGGAGAUGCAGAUCUAUAUGGCGUCGAAGUCCCGUCCUGCAAUAACAUCCAUCUGCCGGCCGACCGCGUCGUGCGUGUGUCGACUUCACUUGAACUCCACCCUGAUGCCGUCCUCGCUGGAACACUGAUAUUCUGCUAUCCGCGGACUAUCCAGCUGGUCGAUGCGUAUCUCAGGGAAUGCGUCGGCGGUGCUCUGGAGAAGGUGGUGUUCAUAUCUCACCGUGACGAGUGGCCGGCCUUUCGAGAGCUUUUC